AUGGCACCUGCAGCCCUCACGGCGGAGCAGUACCCGCCAUCUCUCAAACAGGCAGAAAGGGAUGAUCUCGUCCAGACCAUCAAGGACUGGUCGAUCGGGCAUGGCCUUGCCGUGCGGCCCCAGCCGUCCGUUGUCUCGAGCGACGUCGACCCCAAGAGCAUGCUCGCCAUCAAUGUGCCUGUUACGCUCUUCCCGAGCCCCUUCCCCAGGCAAUGCUUCGAGCAGGCGAGGACGGUGCAGAAGACGUACAACGAGCUCUAUGCCGCCAUCAGCAGGGAUGAGGAGUUCCUCGCUGAUGCCGUGAAGGAGGUCCGAGACGGAGAUGAGUUUACGACGAGCCUGUGGGACAUCCACCUCAAGGUCAAGGAAGAAGGCUACACGCAAAACCUGUCCCUUGGCCUGUUCAGGUCAGACUACCUGGUUCACCAAGACGAAGAAGGUCAGCGCCAAGUGAAGCAGGUCGAGUUCAACACGAUCGCAGCCUCUUUUGGCGGCCUGUCGUCCCAGACGAGCCUCCUCCACAAAUUCUUGGCCUCUGCCGAAUACCCCCUCCUCGAGAAAGCCAUCCCUACAGGCACGCUCGAUCUGCCGGAGAACGACAGCGCCAGGGGCCUCGCGGCAGGUAUACGCGCGGCGCACGAUGCGUACGGCGCAUCCGAGCUCGGCCAUGAGCGCUGCGUCCUCUUCAUCGUGCAAGACGGCGAGCGCAACGUCUUUGACCAGCGGCACAUCGAGUACGCGCUGACAGAGACGGCAUCGCCGAUCCGCGUCUUCCGGCUGCCGUCCUCGCAGAUCCUGCAGCACACGACUGUUGCCGACACGGCCAAGCGCCAGCUCCUCUACCACCUGCCCCGCAACGCAUCGCGGGUCUUUGAGGUGUCGGUCGCCUACCUCCGCUUCGGCUACGGGCCGGACGACUACCCCGACCAGCGAGCGUGGGACGCGCGCCACCACCUCGAGAGGUCGGCGGCCAUCAAGUGCCCCACGAUCCUCAGCCAGGUGGCCGGCACGAAGAAGGUGCAGCAGGUGCUCGCGACGCCCCCGCCGGCGUCGGGCGCGGCGCCUUCGAUCCUCGGCCGCUUCCUCCCCGACGACGGCGCGACGACGGCGGCCGUGCGGCGGACCUUCACCAACAUGUUCCCCAUGGACACGUCGGCGGCGGGCCUCGAGGCGCGGCGGCGCGCGCGCGACCCGCGGCUGUGCCUCGACUACGUGCUCAAGCCGCAGCGCGAGGGCGGCGGCAACAACCACUACCGCGGCGACAUUCCGGCGUUCCUCGACGCGACGCCCGAGGCGGGCUGGGGCGCGUACAUUCUCAUGGAGCUCAUCACGCCGCCGCGCCAGGCCAACGUCAUCCUGCGCAACGGCGCGCUCGAGGCCGGCGGCGUCGUCUGCGAGCUCGGCAUCUACGGCACGUGCCUGUGGGACCAGGCGACGGGCGCCGUCCUGCGCAACGAGGAGGCCGGCUGCCUGCUGCGCACCAAGGGGGACACGAGCAACGAGGGCGGCGUGGCGGCCGGGUUUGGGUGCAUGGACAGCCCGAGCUUGGUGUAG
Messenger RNA from Verticillium nonalfalfae, 1554 nucleotides. RefSeq lists its product as uncharacterized. Gene Ontology annotation, cellular component: cytosol. The coding region runs from base 1 to 1554 and encodes 517 amino acids. Gene Ontology annotation, molecular function: glutathione binding; glutathione synthase activity; ATP binding. Gene Ontology annotation, biological process: glutathione biosynthetic process. The record is from RefSeq and is a predicted model, not a curated record. Lineage: Eukaryota; Fungi; Ascomycota; Sordariomycetes; Glomerellales; Plectosphaerellaceae. The transcript is spliced from 4 exons.